CUGCUACGAAGCCAUGUAACGUAAACGUUCCAUUAGAAAAUAUGACAAAUCAAGUAAAUUAACUGUACUUUAGUCAGAUAUGUUUAACUCUCUUCAUUGGAAUGGGUACAUUAGACAGCACCGACACCAAGCAUGACGCUGAUAAAAAGACAGAAGACGAUGGCUGUAAAUCUUUCAACAGACGCCACAAAAUCAAGCUCAUCCAAAAAGCUAUGGAUGCUAGCCCAGUUGACACCAGGCAGCUCAAGAACCUUGCAAUCAUGUGGGGAGGACUUCUCAGUGAUGAUAUCCGUAAAAAGGCGUGGCCAAAACUUUUGGGCGUAGAUGUGGAUAACAUUCCACCAAAGCCAGACAAGGAAAUACUGUAUGGCCACAGAGAUUACAAUCAAGUCGUCUUAGAUGUCAACAGAACACUAAAAAGGUUCCCUCCAGGUAUGGAGGUGGAACAUCGUAUGUCUCUACAGGAUGAACUAGUCGACCUCAUAAUGAGAGUCCUGGUCAAACACCCCGAGUUACACUACUAUCAGGGUUACCAUGACAUCUGUGUGACGUUCUUGUUGGUAGCCGGGGAGGAUAUAGCCUUUGCUCUCAUGGAAUGGUUGUCUGUGAACCAUCUCAGGGACUUCAUGGAUUCGACAAUGGACCGGACCAAACACAUACUGAAUUACCUGUAUCCUAUAGUGGGCAAGUCCAAGCCGAAGCUGCGUGACUUCAUGGAGGAGUCAGAAGUCGGGUCUGUUUUCAGUCUGAGCUGGUUGAUAACAUGGUAUGGACAUGUACUAGAUGACCUUCGCCACAUUGUGCGGUUGUACGACUUCUUUAUCGCCUGUCAUCCUCUUAUGCCCAUAUACUUGGCAGCUGUUAUUGUUUUGUACCGUGAGAAAGAGAUUCUGUCCAGCGAGUGUGAUAUGUGUGUGUUACAUGGACUUUUGUCUAAGAUUCCGGACAAUUUACCGUUUGAGCUUCUGAUUCGAGAAGCAGGGGACCUGUUUAUCCAGUACCCGCCUACUCAGCUGGCCAACGAGGCCAUCAAAACUUACAAGAGAAAAGCGUUGGUUGUGACGGGUAAGAAGUCUAUACAGAAGUACGCGACGCGGAGGGGUACGGGUGGUUCCUGGCUCUGGCGAUACCUAGUACCGGAUGUUGGAGGAGGUUACAUCAAGGUCACAGCAUUCGUUGUCGUGGCAUUGCUGUCGUCUGCCGCAUGGAACAUGUGGGCUGCCCGUGACUGGUGAAGAGUACAUAAUGCCUGUAGGAAAAUAGACUUUAGUCUAUAAUACGAACAUGAGUGUCAACUGAAGACCUGCUAUGUGAUUUCUGUAAUGUACACAAUUGAGUUGAUAUUUUAUGACAAUUUUAUGACAAUAUUGAUCAAGUGUGUUGCACAUGGUCUCAAGUUUGCUUACAGUGUAUAUUAUGCUCACAUGAUUCUAAGUUGUUUUGAAUUAUUUUGUUUCGAAUGUGUUUGUUUCUGUUCAUAUGAAUGGUUUUGGAAGUCGUUUGCUUGUUUUUAUUGUUGAUGUUGAUAUAUACUUAUAUAGUACUAAACUGAUGGGUAUUAGCUAUGUAUAGCAGUAUGUGCAUUCAUUCCUGGUGUUGUGUGUCAGCAAAGUGGUCAGACAAUACUUGACCAGUGUUGUGUUGUGUGGUAAAUUUAGUGGGGGAUUUAAUUUCCAUAUAUUUGCAGUUACUGAAGAUAGCACAAAAUUAAACAUACAGCAAAUAUUAAUGCCAUGAAUAUACAGAGAUAAAAGAAGAGAUCUGUUCACCAUUUAUUACCAUGAUGGAGACAAAAACACUAAUUCAGUAUUGUAUUUUAUGUUAUUUUGAAAAAAUGCUUGUAAAAAAAAUCUAAUCACCAAAAUACAAAAAUACCCUCUUGAGGGCAAUAUUUAACCGUGCAAUUUAUGUAGGGUGAAAUUUAAUACCCUUGAACAAGUUAUAAUUUAGUUAACCAUGAAAUAUGUUUAUUCCUGCGAAAGUUAACAGCUAUACAGUGAAAACUGUGAUUUUGGCUGCAUGUUAACAGAUAUGUAGGCUGGACGUGGGUACAUUUAUAGCUAACACUCCUAAUAAAUAUAGAUAUAAAAAUUACUAGAAUGUAACACAUUUGAAGUGAUUUCAUGGAUCUGAUCAUGUUUCCUACUUCCAGCCCCUUGUUUAUCAUAUCCAGGUAACGGGUUAUUUUCCUGAUCAAAUCAUGGUAAGAUGCAAGCAAACUUACCCAAGUUUGUAGACACUGGUCGCCUGUCGUCACACAGCGUACAUUGUCCGGCUACUGCUUGGCUGGUUCUGUGGAUAGAUACAUCAACUUCGUCCUUUUCACUUUGUCUGGGUUACUGUUGGUCAUGUUAUCUGUUUUCCGAUUGAAGUUUUAUAUAAGAUAUAAAUGUAUUUUCAUUUAUUGUUGUAUUUUAGAGGCAUUUUAAACAAUGUUAACAUCUUCACCAGUGUAAAAAGUCCUUCAUUGGAGAAAAGUCCCUGAUCAUUUACCGUAGCAUUCCGGGCCCAUAUUCAUGAAACCAUUCUCAUGCUCAAGCAUGGAUUCUGUGCUCAAACCUACAUUCUUGUAACUCGGUAAAACCUUGUCAAACAAUCAAAAUGUCAAAUGUAAACAUUUAAAGCAGUUUUCAGCUUUAAGUCUCCUCAAUGUUUUUCCAAAUCAUUGAAAAAAUAUUUGUUUAUGAAAUUAUAACUAGAACAAGAAAUUCGGCACAAAUUCCAUACUUGAGCAUGAGAACGGUUUCAUGAAUACGGGCCCUGAUCCUAGAACAGUGUAACUGCUUCCGUGAUCUGGCUGUUAUUCAGUGUAAUAACACUGGAAUCAAUUUUUGAAUUGUAACAUAUAACAACACUCAUUGUAACGUCACCGAUACUGAUGUAACGAUGUCAUUACUAAUUUACAGGGAAAAGUAAAAUGGCUGUUUAUUUCUUGUUUUCCCCCCACUUACCUACCUUAGGUAUGUGAGACAGAGUGGUAUUAUUAGGUACCUUAUAUGAAAAAACAAUCUCAAAUUUGUUACCCUUCUAUCUGAUUACAAUAGAACAUUCAGAAGAUCUUAUUUUUUUUAAUAGAAACUUUAUUUAUUUAACAACAAUUAUGAAACAAGUUAU
Messenger RNA from Mizuhopecten yessoensis (Yesso scallop), 3114 nucleotides. Its product is annotated as TBC1 domain family member 20-like. The record is from RefSeq and is a predicted model, not a curated record. Lineage: Eukaryota; Metazoa; Mollusca; Bivalvia; Pectinida; Pectinidae. Gene Ontology annotation, cellular component: endoplasmic reticulum membrane. The coding region runs from base 102 to 1235 and encodes 377 amino acids. Gene Ontology annotation, biological process: endoplasmic reticulum to Golgi vesicle-mediated transport; positive regulation of GTPase activity. The transcript has 9 exons. Gene Ontology annotation, molecular function: GTPase activator activity.